AUGGCGCACAAUCUACAACCACAUGGCUCGCAGAACAGCUUCCUAGAGCAACUGCAUGAGCAUGCAUCCACAGCGCCACGUGCAGAAGCUGUAGAGAAAUCUGCUUUCGCUUUACGCAAGAGCAACAGCGUAGAAGCUGCAGAGAAACCUGCUUUCGCUCCCCCGAUCUACAGCUUCGCAGAUGAAACCGGCAAACAGCGCCACGCCUUCACGGCAGCGCCAGGUCCAGCAGUCAAUGCUCCUCCGACCAUCAGAAGGCGCGAUCCCAGCGAGUACAUGUCAGAGCCAGGCCGCGUGCCAAGGCUAUACGACUACCUGCCCGACUUCGAGGCCAAUCUCAAAGCGCAACGUGACCGCAUCGACUUCAAGGGCUUAGCAGCCACAAUGAAGGCUAUCGUAGAUGAGCAGGAGCGCGUGCUUGAAGGGGUCAAGAGUAUACUGCAAACUCCUGUCGCCCGCAGGAAGUCACAUUUCAUACGGAGUGACGAGGAGGAGGAACGCAUCCAGGCCGGUCGGCGUGCGCUCACGGAACAGCGAGAAAGGAGCAUAGAACGACAGGACGAGCUCAUGCGGAAGUUCAAGGCUUUGUUACUGGUUCCUCCUCCCAUUUUGAGGGCACAACAGGCCGCAAGCUCUGGUGAGGCGGUCGGAUGUCGUGAAGGGUAUGAUGCAAAGCCUGAAGACGGCGAAGGUGAAAGCAGUGAUGAAGACACUGCUGAGCGAGGCGAGCGAGUGAAGUGA
Parastagonospora nodorum SN15 is the source of this 741-nucleotide messenger RNA. RefSeq lists its product as hypothetical. NCBI's taxonomy places the organism in Eukaryota, Fungi, Ascomycota, Dothideomycetes, Pleosporales, Phaeosphaeriaceae. The record is from RefSeq and is a predicted model, not a curated record. The transcript is spliced from 2 exons. Bases 1 to 741 code for a protein of 246 amino acids.